GCUCGGGAGGCGGACCCUGGCUGCCAUCUUGCAGCGCGCGGGAACUGCUGCCGCCGCUGGCCAAAAAGCGGAGGCCAGGGAAAGCGUGUCCUGCCCAGCCCGCCUUCCUUCUCCAUUGCCACCGGUGCCGAACAAGCAGGCUGCCCAACUGCAACUGUAGACCAAUGAACUAAUCCAUCGCCCGCAGCCCGACUCUCAGCAGCGGUUCGUCCUGGUGCCCACCCCCGCGAAACGGAGCGCCCGGGCACCUAGCCUCCCCGCCGGCCACGAUGCCGAACGUGCUGCUGCCGCCCAAGGAAAGCAACCUCUUCAAACGCAUCUUGAAAUGUUAUGAACAGAAGCAGUACAAAAAUGGCCUCAAGUUUUGCAAGAUGAUUCUGUCGAACCCAAAAUUUGCUGAACAUGGAGAGACUUUGGCUAUGAAAGGAUUAACACUGAACUGUUUAGGAAAAAAAGAAGAAGCUUAUGAAUUUGUUCGUAAAGGACUUCGUAAUGAUGUCAAGAGUCAUGUCUGUUGGCAUGUAUAUGGACUCUUGCAGCGUUCUGAUAAAAAAUAUGAUGAAGCUAUAAAAUGUUACCGGAAUGCCCUCAAAUUAGAUAAAGAUAACCUGCAAAUUUUGAGGGAUCUCUCACUGUUGCAGAUCCAAAUGAGAGACCUUGAAGGUUACCGAGAAACAAGAUACCAGCUUCUUCAGUUGCGCCCCACACAGCGUGCCUCCUGGAUUGGAUAUGCUAUUGCAUACCAUUUGCUGAAAGAUUAUGAUAUGGCCCUAAAACUAUUGGAAGAAUUUAGACAAACUCAGCAAGUUCCUCCAAACAAAAUAGAUUAUGAAUAUAGUGAACUGAUAUUAUACCAGAAUCAAGUGAUGAGAGAGGCAGAUCUGUUUCAGGAAUCUUUGGAACAUAUAGAAACAUAUGAGAAACAAAUAUGUGAUAAACUUCUGGUGGCAGAAAUUAAAGGGGAAAUACUGUUGAAAUUGGGAAGAUUAAAAGAAGCCAGUGAAGUGUUCAAAAACUUGAUUGAUCGGAAUGCAGAAAAUUGGUGUUAUUAUGAAGGCUUGGAAAAAGCUCUACAAAUUAGCACUUUAGAAGAGAGGCUUCAGAUUUAUGAAGAAAUUAGUAAGGAGCACCCCAAAGCAAUUACACCCAGAAGAUUACCUUUGACUCUUGUCCCAGGUGAAAGAUUUAGAGAACUAAUGGAUAAGUUCCUGAGGGUUAACUUCAGUAAAGGCUGCCCACCCUUGUUUACUACUUUGAAAUCUUUAUAUUACAAUACAGAAAAGCCAUUCGUUUGUGAGUGUCAGGCUCUUAAGUGAAGACGUUCAGUGAGUCAACAUCCAGGUUUGCCUGGGUUGGUACACUUUGAUUCCAUUGAAGUUGGACAUCAGUGCUCAUAUCCUUUGAAUAUAUGAAUAUUUAUAUUUUCAUAAAGUUGGGGAAAAUACGUAAAGCAUUGGUGUGUGUUUUAAUUAAAUGAUAAAGUUUGUAAAGUACUUGGUUUGAACAUGUUCAAGAAAUGGUAAUUUUCCCUUACUCUCUAAAUUAGAUGGUAAGUCCCACCCUUCUCACACCUCGUCUCUGUAGUUACUUUUAUUUUAUUGUCAUUGUUCUUGGACAGUUUACCUCUGUAACUAGCCCCUUUAGCACCAAAAUUAUCACUAGUAAUUGUGCUUGUAUCAGAACCUAAUUCAGCAAUUUUAGUCCUUGUUGAUAAACUAGUGUACUUAAUUAGUAACUUUCAUAUUGCAGUGACAUUUUAAACCUGUGAUUUGUCUCUUUACUGUGAAAAAAAUGUGUAUCGGAUACGAUGUUGUGGGACUUUGUCUUUAAGGUUAAUAAAGAGUUCUUUUAACUCUUACAUAAGAAAAGCUGGUCACCAAGGACAUACUUUAGGAAAUUAUAACAGUUAUAGUAUUAUCUUAGGUUAGAUUUUGUUAAAGAUAAAAAGCUUCUUCCAUCUUGAUCUAAUGUAGCUGUUAGAAGAAAGUAAAUCAGGAGAAGGUGGCUGAACUUGGAAAAUUUUUCACAUUGUAAGAAAAAUGUGGGCCAUAAAAUUUAAGGUGGCCAUUUAUGUUUUUGUUGUGAUCUCAGAUACUUAAGUGGAUUGGCUUUCUUGAUUUUAAAAUAACGGAGGCAAAACAUCAUUUUAAAGAAUAGCUAUUACAUAUUUGUCAGAUUACACACUACCUAAUUAAAUAUAAAUGGUAAGUAAACUUGAGCGAAAUAAGUCUUAUACUUGAGUAAAACUUCUUAGAUUAACUUUCAUAGAAAAUUUAGAAAAUUGUUCACUUAAUUACUGAAUGAGAAGUAACCAUAAGGCCGGGAGUGGUGGCUCAUGCCUGUAAUACUAGCACUUUGGGAGGCCAAGGUGAGCAGAUUGCUUGCGCUGAGGAGUUUGAGACCAGCCUGGGCAACAGGGCAAAACCCCAUCUCUACAAAAAAUACAAAAAUUAGCCAGGUGUGGUGGUGCAUGCCUGUAGUCCCAGCUAUUCAGGAGGCUGAGGCAGGAGGAUGGCUUGAGUCUGGGAGGUGGAGGUUGCAGGGAGCCGAGUUCACACCACCGCACUCCAGCUUGGGUGAGAGAGUGAGACCCCAUCUCAAGAAAUAAAAAUAAAGUAACUGUAAAUUUUGGCUUGGCACAGUGGCUCACACCUGUAAUCCCAGCACUUUGGGAGGCCAAGGUGGGCGGGUCACCUGAGGUCAGGAGUUGGAGACCAGCCUAGCCAACAUGGUGAAACCCCCUCUCUACUAAAAAUGCAAAAAUUAGCCGGGCAUGGUGGUGCACACCUUUGGUUCUAGCUACUCAGGGGGCUGAGGCAGGAGAAUUGCUUGAACCUGGGAGGCAGAGGUUGCAGUGAGCUGAGAUCACACCACUGCACUCCAGCCUAGGCAACAGAGUGAGACUUGGUCUCAAAAAAACAAAAAUUUAUAUAUAUAUAAAAUAUAUUCAAGAAGUAUGCCUAAUGAACCAGAACGGUCAGUCCCCUUUGUUGUUUUUUUAAAUGUAGGAGAUUUCUUGUGAAUUUUCCAUUAUCUUUUUUCCCCCGUAAUCAGAUUUUGUUUUGAAGUUCUGAAUCUGGAGAUCUGUUUUAUUCAGAAGUAUUUAUAUUCUUUUAUGAAGGAUUAUAUGUAACUUCAGUGUAUGUUUUGUGGUACCCUUUAUUGUUAAAAUUGACUUCUUUAAAAAUAGGUUUCACCCCUUCAUCUCUACUAAAAAUACAAAAAUUAGCUGGGUGCCCGUAAUCCCAGCUACUCGGGAGGCUGAGGCAGAGAAUUGCUUGAAUCCAAGAGGUGGAGGUUGCAGUGAGCAGAGACUGCACCACUGCAUUCCAGCCUGGUGACAGAGCGAGACUCCAUCUCAACAAAAAAAAAACAUAGGUUUCACCCUAGAGAUGCCUAAAGGUCCGCCCUUUUAAAAACCACCUCUAGUUGCAGUUUUAGCAACUACCAGUAGAAGGCGCAAGUUCCUGAAAAAAAUUAUUUGCCUUUAUAAGUUUAACAACUUGAGUACUAAAUUUCUAAGUUUGUAAAAAAGGUUUUUAAGUUACAGAUAUUCUAGGUGAGAUUGGUGGGGAGGUUAUGGUGGGUUAAAAAUGUCUGUUAACUUUAAUUUUGCUUUAUAAUAAAAGUCUUUUUGCAAUUUUUUUUAUCAGCGGUUCUCAAACUCUUAAUUGUGUAUCAGAAUUUACAGAUGGCUUGUUAAAAACAGACUGUACAGGCCAGGCAUGGUGGCUCACACCUGUAAUCCCAGCACUUUGGUAGGUGGAGGCGGGAGGAUCGCUUGAGCCCAGGAGUUCCAGACAAGCCUAGGCAAUAUAGUGAGACUUCGUCUCAUAAAAAAAAAAAAUAUAUCAGGGCAUGGUAAUACAUGCCUGUAGUCUUAGUUGCUUGGGAGGCUGAGGUGGGACAAUUGCUUGAGCACAGGAGUUCAAGGCUACAGUGAGCGACUAUCACACCACUGCACUCCAGCCUAGGUGACAGCGGGCGACCCUGUCUCUUACACACACACACACACACACACACACACCCCAGAACAGAUUGUACUGAAUAAUAUUUCUAACAAAUUGCCACGUGAUGGUGACACUAAGGUUUGACAGUAUUAUUAAUGAUCUGAACAUAACACUUUCAGAACCACUGUUUUUAAAUUAAACAAUCUUUUUUUUUAAAAAAAAAAAAACACAGAAUAUACUCAUUUUCCACUACCCUAAUGUCUUUGGUCAUAUUUUCGUUGAGUAUGUGGUAUCUGUACAUACAUGUUUUAGUGAAGUCAUAGUAUGUGUAAAUUUUUUUCACAUUCUCCUUUUUCUGUUAUUUACACGUUCCUUACUGUUAAUAUAUAGUCCUACCUUAUUUUCGCAUUGUCUGUCCAUUGAAUUCUACUAGAGAUCCUGCCGUAUACUGCAGCAUCGUGUGAGAAAGCUAUCAUGUAGGCCUGAAAAGUGUUACAAUUCGGCCUUGUGUUUUGACUAGUGUCUAGGACGAUCAGUGGUUUCAUGGGCACUGUCCUGUGUCUUUGUGGCAUGAGGAGUAAUCCAGAUUCAAAAUAAAGCUAACUAAAUUAUACCUUCUGAUAUUAAAUGGUAUGUGUGAAGAGGUUUCUUUUGUAGCCAUAUAUGCAGAAAUCUGUUGAGCUUGUGACACAUGACCACUUCAGUGUCAGGGGAACCAUAGUGAAUUUUGGUUAGUUUGUAAAGAGGCGUAGGGAAAUAAGAGAAAUAUAAUUGUUUUUCUGAAAAUAAAGAUGUCAAAGCCCCAGUUUCCACAAAACAGUGAAGAAAUAUUCGUUUUAAAAUAUAGAACGCUUCAUGAAUGUGUGCGUCAUCCUUUCACAGGCGCCAUGCCAAUCUCUUACUGUUCCAAUUUUGGUAUAUGAGCUGCUGAAGUGAGCACCAAACCUUAUUUUGUAGUAGGUAGUUAAGUAAAUUGGUUAAGAAACCCCGUAAUUAUAGUAAGUACAAUACAAUUAUUAUAUUGUAGGAUUGCUAACAACAAUAAGCAGAAGAGUCAUUUUUAAUUUCACUUAUUUUCAAACCUUGAAUCAUUUCCCUUUUUUGUAAUGCAUGACAUUUUAGAAAAUCUGAAUAUUUAUAUAGUGGAUAAUUUGUCCCUUAUAGCAGUGGUCCAUUUUUUUUUUUUUUUUUUGUCUUGUGAGUGGUCCAUAUAUAUAGCAAUGUCCAUUAUUUUGUGUUUUUUUCCACCCCUUCUCCAAAGGGGGGAAAUAUUCAUGUUAGGAAUGGGGACAAAGCAGAUACCCUAGUAUUUUAAUUAAUUUAUAGUUCUGAAAUAAGCUGUAUAUUU
Symphalangus syndactylus (siamang) is the source of this 5298-nucleotide messenger RNA. RefSeq names its product N-alpha-acetyltransferase 16, NatA auxiliary subunit (gene NAA16). Lineage: Eukaryota; Metazoa; Chordata; Mammalia; Primates; Hylobatidae. Gene Ontology annotation, molecular function: protein binding. Gene Ontology annotation, biological process: N-terminal peptidyl-methionine acetylation. The record is from RefSeq and is a predicted model, not a curated record. Gene Ontology annotation, cellular component: NatA complex; cytoplasm.